Vitis vinifera (wine grape) is the source of this 1231-nucleotide messenger RNA. Its product is annotated as UDP-galactose/UDP-glucose transporter 4. Gene Ontology annotation, biological process: transmembrane transport. Gene Ontology annotation, molecular function: transmembrane transporter activity. Bases 57 to 1124 code for a protein of 355 amino acids. Gene Ontology annotation, cellular component: endoplasmic reticulum membrane; Golgi membrane. The transcript is spliced from 8 exons. Lineage: Eukaryota; Viridiplantae; Streptophyta; Magnoliopsida; Vitales; Vitaceae. The record is from RefSeq and is a predicted model, not a curated record.
UUCCUUCUAUUUCUCCUCUUUGGAAGUUUGGAAAGAGGAAAGAGGAAAGAGGAAAAAUGUGUUACAGUGAGAAUACAAUGAAGAAUGAGGAGCAAGCUCGGUCCCUGUUCGGAAUCUCUCUCUCUGACAGACCCAAAUGGCAGCAAUUCCUCAUUUGCUCUUCUGGGUUCUUCUUUGGUUACCUUGUUAAUGGCAUUUGUGAGGAAUAUGUGUACAACAGGCUCCAAUUCAGCUAUGGUUGGUACUUUACAUUUGUUCAAGGUUUUGUGUACCUUGUUCUGAUUUACUUCCAGGGUUUCACCACCAAGCAAAUGGUGAAUCCAUGGAAGACUUAUGUGAAGCUCUCUGCUGUUCUUAUGGGCUCUCAUGGACUCACCAAAGGGUCUUUGGCUUUUCUUAAUUACCCUGCUCAGCUCAUGUUCAAAUCCACCAAGGUUCUUCCUGUGAUGGUAAUGGGGGCAUUCAUCCCGGGCCUAAGACGCAAAUACCCUGCUCAUGAAUACGUAUCUGCAGUACUUCUAGUGGUGGGUUUGAUCCUUUUCACCUUAGCAGAUGCUCACACAUCGCCUAAUUUCAGCGUGAUCGGUGUUUUGAUGGUGUCUGGUGCCCUGGUCAUGGACUCUUUUCUUGGUAACUUGCAAGAAGCCAUCUUUACCUUAAACCCCGAUACCACUCAGAUGGAGAUGCUCUUCUGCUCAACCGUCAUCGGUCUCCCCUUCUUGAUCCCACCAAUGCUUUUCACAGGAGAAUUGUUCAAAGCAUGGAAUUCAUGUUCUCAGCAUCUGUACGUGUAUGGGGUGUUGGUGUUUGAAGCCAUGGCCACCUUCAUCGGCCAAGUCUCGGUCCUCUCCCUCAUAGCCAUCUUCGGUGCUGCCACAACCGCCAUGGUGACCACGGCUCGAAAGGCGGUGACGUUACUGUUAUCUUAUUUGAUAUUCACUAAGCCAUUAACCGAGCAGCAUGGGAGCGGGCUCUUGCUGAUAGCCAUGGGGAUUGUUUUGAAGCUUUUGCCCGAUAACAAACCCUACAAGAAGGCCUCAUUGGAGUCACCUACCACUGAAAAAACUGCAAACCCUUUUCCCAGGGAAGAAGAGAAAAGUGAAGAGAUGAGACCCCUUGUUUGAAACUAUAUAUUAUGGCUGUUUUUAUUGUAUUAAUUGUUCUUGCUUGACUGUUUCAUCCUUCACUGAAGAAGAGAUUACGAAUGAGAUGUUUAAGCCGUGUUUGGUAA